Molecule: messenger RNA, 945 nt
Organism: Mycena citricolor
Lineage: Eukaryota; Fungi; Basidiomycota; Agaricomycetes; Agaricales; Mycenaceae
Source: the annotation of a GenBank genome assembly
CUCCCUGCUCCCGUCGAUGGUGCUGAAACGCACUCCAAGGCGGGAAACAGUGCCGCGUAUCUACCGCGGGAAAUGCCAUCGGCAACCUUCUACUGCAUCUCUUAUUUGACUCGAUGCCCCGCGUUUUUCCCCCUCUUCUUUGUCUUUCGUCUUUCGCUCCGGGCUGGCUGGGCUGCCCCCGUCGUUUCACCGCGUCUCAUUCGUACAUUCUGGUGGUUCUUUGAGGAGCGAUUCUCUGCUUUUACCAUGCCUGCUAGCUGUGGAAACCGUGGUCGUUCUCAAGCGGCCCGAAUCUCGCGAAAAGUGUUGGCCGUUGCAGCGGCGAUGUUGGUGUUGGUGGGAGGGCAAUCUGCCAAUGCUGUGAAAAUCGGCAUCAGCAGCAACGACACAUCCUCGGAUCUCGCAACGCCAGACGUGCGCGCGCGCGAUGUUCUCACGCCGCAGAUGAGCGUCAACACGAGCAGCGUGCCCGCCACGUGCCUCGAGACGUGCACGCCCAUCUUCGAAACUGAAAAGACAUGCGCGACGAAUCUGACCUGCCUGUGCACGGACCCGGCGGCGCACAGCUUCGCGCUCUGCAUAGACUGCGUCGUCGGGACCGCCCCGAGCACGUUGGCGCAGAGUGCCGGGCAGGGCGUCAUCAGCGAUCUUGUCGCCCGGUGCGCACAGGACCAGAGACCGGUGGCGUCGCAGUCGCUGUCCCUAUCAGUUUCUCUGGAGCCGUCGGGGACUGGUAGGCCCGCUGCAACUGGUUCUGUCUCUGGCUCUGGACGACGGCUUGAGGGGCGGUGGGUGUCGGGGGUGGUGCUGGUGUCCGUGCUCACGGGCGUUGUCGCAACUUGUUGGUAGAGUCUGGUUUAUCCAAAUUUUUGGUGAUCGGGCGCCAGCAGGAAUUUAUAAGAUUGUCUGAACUUGAAAUUUCGAAAAACUUGGCAAAAAAUGCAG